Molecule: messenger RNA, 2716 nt
Organism: Populus euphratica (Euphrates poplar)
Lineage: Eukaryota; Viridiplantae; Streptophyta; Magnoliopsida; Malpighiales; Salicaceae
Product: outer envelope protein 80, chloroplastic-like
Exons: 10
Coding region: 239-1321 (360 amino acids)
Biological process (GO): chloroplast organization; embryo development ending in seed dormancy
Cellular component (GO): outer membrane
Source: RefSeq, a predicted model, not a curated record
ACUGUCAUUGACGAGGAGCACGUGGAAAAGUGGAAGCCCAAAGCGAGCAAAAUCAGAUGGCAAUCUUGGGACUUAAACAUUCUUUGUCUCUAACAGUUUGGUUCAUGCAAAAAUCUUUGUCUUCUCUCACACUCUCCUCUCCUUUGCGUUAUAUUCCUUUCUUUACCUUUUGCAGGCAGCAUUGCUCACCAUCACCGUUGUUAACGUUUUGAUGCGCUAGUAGAUAAUAAUAAUACCCAUGGGAGCUCAAAAGAGCAUCCAUGCUGGCAAAGCCAAGAUUGAUGUGAAUGUUGAUUUUACUCACAAGCUAUGUGCUUCUUUGAUGCUUCCUUCUCUAAGGAACACUGGAAGCCCUCUUUCUCUGAUAAUUGGGAGUCUUUGCAUCAAACACCCGAAUUUAUUUGGUGGAAGUGAGAAGCUUGAUGUAUCAUGGGAUAAGGGGCUCUAUGAUUCAAAUGUCUCAAUAACUUAUAGAAGGCCAAGACCUGAGUGGCUUUGUCAAAAAUGUUUUGUUCUUCAGCAUUCCUUUUCACCUGAAAUUGGGGUCCAUGGUACACCAAUUGACAAUUUCUCUCGUUCGGGGAGUGGAGAUGUAAAUUUGUCUCGUUUAUCAGUUGGUUUGGAUCGAAAUGAGCCUGCAAGCUCUGACUGGAGCAGCAGCACCAGUAUCAAAUUUGAGCAUGUCCAACUAGUGAAUGAUGAUGGACGCUCUAUAACCAGGGACAUUGAUGGGUUCCCAGUGACAUGCAGUGGCAGUCCCCAUGACAGUAUGCUAGUUUUGAAGCAAGAGUCUCAGUAUGCAAAGGCAAAUGAUCACAGUUUUUCUCGGUUUAGUAUGCAAAUUGAACAAGGGAUUCCUAUUCUAUCAAAGUGGCUAAUCUUCAACAAGUUCAAAUUUACUGCUACAAAAGGAGUCAAACUUGGACCAGCAUUUUUAUUGGCAAGCCUGACAGGUGGUUCCAUUGUAGGAGACAUGGCUCCUUACCAAGCAUUUGCAAUUGGAGGGCUUGGUAGUGUGCGAGGAUAUGGUGAGGGUGCUGUUGGAUCUGGAAGAUCAUGUCUGGUUGGAAAUAGUGAAUUGACAUUUCCUCUGAAAUCUUCAGGAAGAGACUCAUUUGGCCCUAAAUACUUAUGUUGCAGCAGCACCUUGACUGAUCAGAACAUUUUCAAAAAUUUAAUAAUAGCAAUUAUACUGUUUUAUAUUCGGGUUCAAGCCUAUGCAUGGAUAUGUUGUUUCUUUACAAGACAUCUGGUUUACUACUAUGUUGUCUGUUUCAUUGUGUUGGGUGUUGAAAGUAGAAGAGGGGAUGGAAUCAAAUGAAUUACUCUAUCUGAUUCCCUUAAUCUCUUUUCGUAAUUCAUAAAUACAGCAGUUUGUCUUGCCAUGUGAUUGUAGUUUGUUUAGGAAACAAGCAAACAUUGACAAUUUAGGAGAAAUAGGCCACCUAAUACCAUCUGUUUUGGGGUAGCUAAAACACAAAAAACUAGCCGAGACUGAAGUAGGGAAUAGUAGGAAAUGACCAUUUCCAAUGGCUGCAUCACCUGUGCAAUUGGUUCUGUUUCUAAAAUCCUCCUUCCUGCCUCUCUUUCAAGGUUUGUUCUUAAAUGCAUUAAAAAAAUAAAAAUUGUGCUGGUGGCAUUUUGGUGAGGGUAAAACUAAUCUGUACUUUUCCGGGCAAGGUCAUAUUUAUUAGAUUGGACUGUGUAGGCCACAAUGUCCUAGUUUUGAAUCCUUGGCUACUUAAUAAGUAGGUUGAUUGUUUCUUGCAAGAGACAAGAAAUGUUCUUUGCUGGUGGAGAAGAGACAAGAUUCUAGCGUGUGUGAUCUUUUCUCAUCUUCAUCUUAAGGACGAUUGCAUUGCCAGCAAAAGCACAAUUGAAAAUUCAUUAACCCUCAAAGAAAAACGAGAAAUCUGUGUUGUGAAUCUUGAAACUUAUUGUUGCGGUCAUCUUCAAUUGAGUCAUUGCUAAACACACCUCUAGAUAAAUUAGAUUCUCGCUAUUUGGUAUAGAUGCAUUGUAAAUGCUGUUGGACUCGCUGCUAUUUAUAACACUUUGAAGUAAAGCUUCUUUACCAUGGCCAUUAAGUCUGUUAUAUGGAAGCUUAUAGUAUGGAUAACUGGGUUUUCUGAAAUUCAUAUGCAAAAUCAAGGCAAUCGGAGCAGUGCUAAAGUGAGUAGGUAAGAUAGAACAAGUCAUUUAGGUUUGUAUCUUUGUCAAAGAUACAGUUAAUCAUUGGUUCUGGGACAUUGAAGGGACCAAUAUUAUUAUUUUUUAUUUUUUGGUGAGGGACCAAUUAUAUGACCACUCAACUUGCACAUUACUUGGUGCCAAGAAAAUAUACAUAUUCUUUUAAGGGUUCCUCUUGCCUCUAGGUGAUGCAACCCUAAAACACCUCAAGACUUGAAAUAAUCAACCAACUUCUAUUUUUCUUCUACCGAGAGAUUGGUGGCAUUUCCAUAUUGUUUCUCAUUUCCUCUCAUGAUUUAUUAGAUAUUCCGAGUAUACUAUGGAACUUAGAGUAUACUAUGGAACUUAGACAUAUAGUAAGAAGGUAUGGGUCAACUACAUCACACUAGUUAUUCUUAAAAUUUAUAUCAAAGUUUUCUGUUGUAGCUGCCUUCCGUCGUACACUAUCACAUUCUGUAUAUUUUUUCUCUCAUGACUGAAUUUGAUGAAGUGAUACAUGUCAACUUACUUUCAAUGCAUUUCUUAC